This is a messenger RNA of Haliotis rufescens (red abalone), 2194 nucleotides long. RefSeq names its product low-density lipoprotein receptor-related protein 5-like. The transcript is spliced from 10 exons. The record is from RefSeq and is a predicted model, not a curated record. Lineage: Eukaryota; Metazoa; Mollusca; Gastropoda; Lepetellida; Haliotidae. Bases 89 to 1426 code for a protein of 445 amino acids.
CUACCAUUGUUGUCAGCGAUCACAGUCUAUCCUGUGUGGUGUCACCAGCAGGCCACAUUGCUGCUGCACUGAGUCAGACGCUGCGACCAUGGAAGGAUGGACGGUUAUCUGUGGAGCUUUCAUCGCGAUCUUCUUGUCGGGGUUUGGAUCUGAAGCGGUAGAUGACACCGUCAUCCUCGUUUCUGACUGGUCCGUUCCUGGAAAGGUCCAAAGCGUCAGCAUGCAGCACAUGAACUUCUCCACCCUCCCCAUCAUCAACAUCUCCCGACCUGUUGCCAUUGACUACGACCCGGAAGCACACGCCCUCUACUGGACCGACGUCUUCCUCAAACAGAUUCGUCAGACAAGUCUACAUGAUGGGACGGACCUGGUUCUAGUUCAGCUGAACGACUCUGCAACGCCGGAUGGAAUUGCUGUUGACGUCACAGAGAGGACGGUGUUUUACACAGAUGCUGGUAAUGACUUCAUAGGCAAGGUGGACCUGGAUACUCUUGAGAGUCAUGCGUUGAUUGAUACCAAUCUCCAUGACCCGAGAGCCAUCUAUGCAUACACAGAAAAGCGGCAGUUGUACUGGACUGAUUGGGGCGCCUUUCCCAGGAUAGAGACGGCCAGAUACGAUGGGUCAGACAGGACAACACUUGUGGCAACUGAUCUCAUCUGGCCAAAUGGAAUCACGCUGGACAAACCGAAUGGCCGACUAUAUUGGUGUGACGCCAAGCGGAAGGUCAUAGAGUCGGUGUCGCUUGAUGGCGGGAGCCGGAGGGUGCUGUUGUCUGAGACCAAGGCGCACUACUUCGACAUCUUUCACCACCAGGGACGCCUCUAUUUCACAGACUGGCACAAACAAAGGUCUAUUCUCUACAUCCCCGUGUCUGGCGGCAAUGUCAGCUCCCUGGAGUCCCACGGAUUCUCCCACCUCGCCGGCAUCCACGUCAUCUCUAACAUCUCCUCACCGUCAGUUUCUUCGGUAACAUCUUCCACCUAUGUGACUGUGGUGGCGCCUGCGACUUCAGAUUCGCACAUCGACGUGGGGGAGGAACAUUCGGGUUCCAAGCAUGACGCGGCCCAGGACGAGCAUAUGACCCCUGCAGUCGGGGCUUCAAGUGUCGAGGUGGAGUCGGGAGUACACUUGUCUUUUGUGCAAACGAUGUUCGUGGCGCUGGGCUGUGUGUCGGUGUUCCUCCUGAUGGCUGUCACGUUCCUGGCCAUCUUCUACCUGCUCAGACGCAGAAGAGAACAUCGGCAAGAAACGUAUUGCUACUUGGACCGUCAACGCGAGGGGCCGUUCACGAACAACAUGUAUAUGGAGAUCGGAGCCAGUCUGGAUGACAACACGGAGGUGUAUCUGGUACCCUGUGACGAGCUGAAGAGAAGCAAGGAGGAAGACCCCAUCUACGAUGAAAUCGGAGACGCAAAGAAAUACUGACUGUGAACUUCACCGUGCGUGUGUAACAUAUGGGCUGAUGGACGAUGUUGAAGUGGAUGUACAUUACUGAUGAUUCUGGAGGAGUCAGAGCCCGUUGGCGUGCUGUCGAGAGUCGGGCCUGGAUACGUGGUGUUCAAUAACCCGUUACUCACACGUACACGGAGAAGGGUCCGUAGAAAACAAAUAACAACAGUGGGUAAAUACCUCCCCCUGCAAACCUGAUAUCCUGCUGACAAACUGUAUAUCAUUGCUUGAAGCGUUGUAUUCUACAAGCUGUGUCUAAUCAGGCAGACUCCCAAAUAACAACAGUGGGUAAAUACCUCCCCCUGCAAACCUGAUAUCCUGCUGACAAACUGUAUAUCAUUGCUUGAAGCGUUGAAUUCUACAAGCUGUGUCUAAUCAGGCAGACUCUCAGUUCACGUGAUUCGCAUUAUAUGCUGAAACAGUGAAAAGUUAUUUGAGAUAUACGGUGUUUCUCCUGCCCUCGUCUUGCGUAGUAUGGAAGUUCUGGAGCCACAGACCUGAUCGGCAGAGGAUGUAGAUCAAAUCUACAACAUUUUAAGUUUGAAUCAACGGAUACGAUAUUUAACAUUCGCCUUGGUUUCGCGUAGGCAGUAGCCAUACUAUUAUACCAUUGUAGAUUUUAUCUAUAUCGUUUCCUAAGAAUAGUAUACUCUGUAAUGCCACCAGUUGUCGAGUGGAGUGUAAAAUCAGCCAUGUUGGAAUCGUCUGCAUCUGUCUGUUAAAGGGGAAGUGUACACGCAAAAA